UAUGUAUGAACUGCUUUCCUCAAAAAAUAUGUCACAAACUUUUCAUCUGAAGAAAAAACCAUGGACUUCUCAUCUUUCAAUCUAUCCUCUUUGCUCAUAUUUCUCAUCCCACCUUUAAUCUAUCUAAUACUCAAUCAAAUCAACUCUACAUUCUUUAAAAUCCAAAAUCUACCACCAGCACCAUUCCAAUGGCCAUUAAUAGGAAACAUGCCAAAUUUCAUAGGCAAAAAUCCCCAUAUCAUAGUCACAAAAAUAUCCCAAAAACUUGGCCCUUUAAUUUCUUUAAAAUUAGGAAACCAAAUUGUAAUCAUAGGAUCUUCACCACAAUCAGCAGUUGAAAUUCUUAAAACUCAUGAUAAACAACUCUCAGCUCGUUAUGCACCAAAAGCUACACCAAUUAAAGAAUCUGAUCUUAAAAAAUAUUCACUCCUUUGGUCUACUGAGUGUAACAGUCAUUGGAAAUCAAUUAGAGUUUUGUGGAGGACUGAACUUUUUUCUAAUAAAUCUAUGGAAUUAUUUGCUGACAAAAGGGAAAAAGGGGUUCUUGAUAUGGUUGAUUUCUUGGUAUUUAAACAAGGUAAAGUUGUGAAAAUUGGAGAUGUUGUGUUUAGUGUUGUUUUUAAUAUAUUGGGAAAUAGUUGUUUUUCAAAGGAUAUGAUUAAGUUGGAGGAUGAGAGAGUUGGUUGUCAAAUGAAAGAGAAUAUUUGGAGGUUUAUGGAGUAUAGUACAACUCCAAUUUUAGCUGAUUUUUUUCCAAGUUUUAAUGGGGUUGAUAUUCUAGGUCAAAAGAAAAAAGCAAAGAAGUGUCUUGAUAAUUUGUUUAAGGUUUGGGAAGGUAUAGUCAAAGAGAGAAGAGAAGAAGAGAGUUUAAGUGGAUUUGAUGUCAAGAAACAAGAGGACUUCUUGGAUCUUAUGCUUUCUAAUGGAUUUUCUGAUGAUCAGAUCAAUUACAUGCUCCUGGAAAUAUUUCCAGCAGGGACAGGAACUUUGACAUCAACAAUUGAGUGGGCAAUGGCUGAGCUACUGAGGAACAAAGAAGUGAUGAAAAAACUCUAUUCUGAGCUUCAAAAUGAGAUAAACUCAAACCCCAUUAAAGAAUCAACAAUCUUUCAACUUCCUUAUCUAAAUGCUUGCAUUAAAGAAGUCUUAAGGCUGCAUCCACCUAUAGCAUUUCUACCUCACUAUGCAAGUGAAACAUGCCAAGUUAUGAACUACACAAUUCCCAAAAAUUCUUUAGUUUUUGUGAAUCUUUGGGCAAUUGGACAUGACCCAAAACAUUGGGAGGAUCCAUUCUCAUUCAAGCCAGAGAGGUUUUUAAACUCAAAUCUUGAUUUUAAAGGGCAAGACUUUGAAUUCUUGCCAUUUGGUGCUGGUAGAAGAAUGUGUCCUGGCUUGCCUUUUGCUACAAAACAAGUGCAUUUGAUUUUGGCUUCUUUGGUUUAUCACUUUGAAUGGUCUCUUCCAAAUGAUGGUGAUCCCUUGUUGCUUGAUAUGAAUGAAAAGUAUGCUGUGCCAUUGCAAAGAGAAAAGCCUCUGCUCCUUGUUCCUACUAGGAAGUGAUCACUACUUUCUGCUAUUAAUUACUAUUUCUUUUCCCUGUUUGUACUGUGUACUAAUAAAUACUUGAUUGAACUUUAUGUGGAAGUUUUGUGUUUAACUUUUUA
Nicotiana attenuata is the source of this 1664-nucleotide messenger RNA. RefSeq names its product (S)-N-methylcoclaurine 3'-hydroxylase isozyme 1-like. The coding region runs from base 61 to 1560 and encodes 499 amino acids. The record is from RefSeq and is a predicted model, not a curated record. Gene Ontology annotation, molecular function: heme binding; oxidoreductase activity, acting on paired donors, with incorporation or reduction of molecular oxygen; monooxygenase activity. The transcript has 2 exons. Lineage: Eukaryota; Viridiplantae; Streptophyta; Magnoliopsida; Solanales; Solanaceae.